Molecule: messenger RNA, 4845 nt
Organism: Aethalodelphis obliquidens (Pacific white-sided dolphin)
Lineage: Eukaryota; Metazoa; Chordata; Mammalia; Artiodactyla; Delphinidae
Gene: B4GALT7
Product: beta-1,4-galactosyltransferase 7
Exons: 6
Coding region: 3279-4328 (349 amino acids)
Biological process (GO): proteoglycan biosynthetic process; carbohydrate metabolic process
Cellular component (GO): Golgi apparatus
Molecular function (GO): xylosylprotein 4-beta-galactosyltransferase activity
Source: RefSeq, a predicted model, not a curated record
GGCGGCGGCCGGCCCGGGCCCCGUCCUCCCGGGUGCUGAUCCUUUCCGGGCCGCCCCGCGGAAUCUAGGAGCCCGAGGCCGUCGCGUCUUCGUCUCUGCGGGGCUCUCUGAGGGUCUGUGGUUCUCCUUGUGGGUCUCUCUCUGUAUUUGGGUCUCUGUUUGUCUCUAUGUGGGUCUCUGUCUCUACCAGUCUCCGUCACUCAGCAGGUCUGUAUUUCUCCGUUGACUUCCCUUUGUGAGUUUCUGUCCCUCUAUGCGAGUCUCUCUCAUUAUGGGUCUCUGUGUUUUUCCACUGGCCUCUAUUUUCAUGCCGGUCUCUGACUCCGUUGACCUCUCUCAGUGGAUCUCUGUCUUUCUGUCUGUCCCUGGUUUCAGAGGGUCUGUCUUCCGUCUCUCUGAUCUCUGCCUCCCCCAUCACAUCCCUGUAGCCUCAGACGCUACCCUCCCUCCCUCCCUCGUGCUUCCCCCUUCUCUGCAGAUCGCCCAGAAGAAUACACCAGACAGAAGCUCUAUGCUCUGCCUGGCUGGCCACUGCCUCGCCGGGACUAAGUACUCCCAGCGUAACAUUAGUUCAUUUCCGGUGCAGCUGUACUUGAAUGUGGCCUGCCCCAUGUGUUAGGUGUGAGGUUGACCCAGACCUUAGCUAGUGAUUACCACUAGAGCAGAAUGGGGGUGGGGGGUGGGGGAGAGCUAGUUGGCCGUUUAGAUUGGAAAGGGCUCCCACACUUCAGUCUUGAGAUGUACCCCCAAAACUCUUCUCACCCAGAACACUUGAUAGUGGAUCUACACCUAGUGAAUGAAACCUCUUUCCCUUUUCUCUGUUAAGUUUGCCAGGUGCCAAAAGGCUUUGGAAUAUAGUGGGCACAACUCUUUAUCGUUGGGAAUUUUUCAGACUUGGUGCUGAAGUAAGAAGACAGAAAUAUAGUAGAAAGCCUGGACUGUGGAUUUAGGCCUGGACAGGAAUCCUCUUUAAUAGCCAUGUGACCAGGAGCAUACUUAAUCUUUCUCCUCAGCUUUUCCAUCUCUGAAACAGGGAUCAUAAUAUCUACUCUGCAGGUCUGUAUGAGGAUUAAAGGAGAUCACAUAUAUAAAACUGUUGACACUGUGCUUGGCAUAAAGAAGGUGCCAGUUUUCUUCCAGUUACUUUUGCAGUUUGGAGGUGCUGUAACCAGAGCAGCUGAGUAUUCAAACCUGUAUCACUAAGCUUUGUGUGAGGGAAGAAGGGGAAGGUUAUGGAGGAGAAUUUCCAUUUCCUAAUUCCUUUCCAUAAACUUUUGGAACACAACCAUGAUCCCACAAAACUUGUAUCAUUUCAUGCUUUUGACACAGGGGUACAGAGAUGCAUGCAACAGAUGCAGAUAAUGUAGCAAUUAAAGAGUGCUGGCUCUGGAAACAGCCUGUCUGGGUUUGAAUCUUACUAGCCUUGGACACAGAUUGAUGAAUGAGAGAAAACCUCAUCUGGUCUGCCUCCCCACCCCAGAAACAACGAUGGCCUGGGCCUGGUAGCAGAUGAGACUGCAGAUCUGGAGUUUGCCAGCAGGUGGCACCAGAAGCAACUUCUCAGUGUCCGCUGUCCUGAGGAACUGGGAUUUCAGCUCUGAAUUCAGUUGUUCAGUGAUUGGGCCCUUGCAGCACAGGAAGAGAGUGCCCAUGGGGACGUGAUCCUGGUAGGAAGGGAAAGCUGGACCGAGGGACCAGCACGUGAAAGUGCAUGGAGUGCCCAAUCCAUGCCAUACCCCUGGAUAAUUGUCACUGCUUCUUCCCCUGAAGGUGGGAUGUUUCCCCAUGUCCAUCUCCCCAGUCUCUACCCUACCCCAAGAAAGAACCCAGAGGGAGAAUCUGUAGAGGUUCCAGCCUUCCCAGGCCACUAGGAGUAUUGGCCUCUGCUCCUCCCCCGCGGAAACCCCCACCACAGGACAAGGGGGGGUAAGUCAGAAGCCCUGCAAGGGUGUCCUAUCAGUCUCCCUCUCUGCUGUGUGUGGGGCCUGAGCCUGGCUUCAGGCCUUCUGGCUACCAGAUUGGCAGUUGUUCCUCUAGAGAGAGGCAGGAGUUGGUCUGGCUUUAGUGUGUGACAAGCAUGCCCUGAAUGCUUGAACCCUUCCUUUAACUCAUUUAGCAAGCCCUCUGCUGUAUGAUUUGUGCUAGAGCCACAGCUGUGAAUCUGAUGACCUGUGAAGGAGACAAGCAUGGACACAGGUGAUUACAAAACUCUUAAGUGCUUCAAAAAGGGCAGUACCAGAUACCAUAGGAACACAAAGGAGGGAGGGAGUAUGUAUCUCUGUUUGUGUGCACGUGGGGGUGGGGUGUGGCAGUGCUAGCCAUGACAUUGGCGUUUGGCCUUGAAGGAUCAGUGGGGUGCUUCCAGGCAGAUAAAAUAAGGAAAGGCAUUUUAGGCAGAAGCAGUGGACUGUGUGAGGGCUAGAGCAGGAAGGAAUAUGGUGAGUGGAGAAACUCUGAGUUGCCCAAUGUGUAGCACUGGGUGAGUAGCAGGGAGCAACUGGAGAUGGGACCAGGUCACAGAGGGGUUUGACUGUCAGGCCAAGGAAUUUGGCCAUUAUCUUAUAAACAGGAGGAUCAUCCAUGAGAUUGAAGGGGUCUGAGCAGGGCAAGGACCAGAUGAGACUUGGGCUAAAAGACAGGCAGUGGGUGAGGAAGGAUCAAAGGGCACUUAGGAGGUAGAAUCUAUAUGACCUUGUAGCUAAUUGGUGACUCUCAGAGGUUAUAAAGUAGAUUGCUUUGCUGAUUAUUCUAGAAUAGAGGAAGCUUCCAUUUUCUUGGAUUCCUUAGUUCCUCCUUCACUGCCCUCAGGAACUUCCAGAGAGAGGGGCAAAGAAACCAAGUGAAUUCCACCAUUUCUUUGUAUUUCAUAACCUGAAAGGCAGUCUCUCCCAGCACUACCUCAAAGUCUAAGAUAUUCCGCUGUUUUUCCAGCUUCUGAAGUGAGCCUGGGUGCUGUUCCCAGCCCUCGUCUUUCCUUCCCUCUCUGUCUCUCAUCCCUUGUCACAUGGGCUGCCCUGGACUGAAGCUUUGACAUGCAUUCAGUAAACUGCCUUUGUUGGUUUGGGCCUCACAUUGGUUUGGGGGCAGACCUAAUCUUCUCAGAGUAAAGAGUGGUCUUUUCACUGGGGCUGAAACAGGCACAUGCCCCUGUUUGGGGAGCUUUCUGGUCUGAGAAACAGGAUGAAGCCAAGCUUUCUGAUGAGGGUGAACCUGCAGGGGAGCAGGUGGAAGGCAGUGGGUGGGGCCUCUAAGGCGGGCUUCUGCCAUCAGCUCUGGACAUGAGCCAUUGUCUUGGGGAGGGGCAAGCGCAAAAGACAAGGAGUCUUGUCUCUGCCCUUCAGCAGCUCUUGGUCUGGCUGGGACUCAGGCACAGAAGGUCCAGGCUGAUCCCCAGCGGCCUCCCCCGGAAAUGCUCCGUCUUCCACCUCUUUGUUGCCUGUCUCUUACUGGGCCUCCUCUCCCUGCUCUGGCUGCAGCUCAGCUGCUCUGGGGACGUGGCCCGGGCAGCCAGGGGACAAGGACAGGAGACCCUGGGCCCAUCCCGGGCCUGCCCACCAGAGCCACCCCCUGAGCACUGGGAAGAAGAUGAAUCAUGGGGUCCCCACCGCCUGGCAGUGCUGGUGCCCUUUCGAGAACGCUUCGAGGAGCUACUGGUCUUUGUGCCCCACAUGCACCGCUUCCUGAGCAGGAAGAAGAUCCAGCACCACAUCUAUGUGCUCAACCAGGUGGAUCAUUUCAGCCUCGGUGCCCUGCACAGGUUCAACCGGGCAGCACUCAUCAACGCGGGCUUUCUGGAGAGCAGCAACAGCACAGACUACAUCGCCAUGCACGACGUGGACCUGCUCCCUCUCAAUGAGGAGCUGGACUAUGGCUUCCCAGAGACCGGGCCCUUCCACGUGGCCUCCCCGGAGCUCCACCCACUCUACCACUACAAGACCUACGUCGGUGGCAUCCUGCUGCUUUCCAAGCAGCACUACCAGCUGUGCAACGGGAUGUCCAACCGCUUCUGGGGCUGGGGCCGUGAGGACGACGAGUUCUACCGGCGCAUCAAAGGAGCCGGGCUCCAGCUUUUCCGCCCCUCGGGAAUCACAACUGGGUACAAGACAUUUCGCCACCUGCAUGACCCAGCCUGGAGGAAGAGGGACCAGAAGCGCAUCGCGGCUCAAAAACAGGAGCAGUUCAGGGUGGACCGGGAGGGAGGCCUGAGCACCGUGAAGUACCGCGUGGAUUCCCGUACAGCCCUGUCUGUGGGCGGGGCCCCCUGCACUGUUCUCAACAUCAUGUUGGACUGUGACAAGGCUGCCACCCCCUGGUGCACAUUCAGCUGAGUUGGCUGGACAGCAAGGAAGCCUGUGCCUACAGGCCAUACUGCUACUCAAGCCCAGGACAAAGCCUCAGGCCCUGGGCCCAGCUCCAAUAGGACGUGGAGUGGCCUGAAGCAGUGGACAGCAAGCCACGUGUUUGCAGCAGCCCGGCCCCCAGAGGCAGGCUUGAGCCAGGAGAGGACACACGCAGGGUGCCUGGGACGCUGCCAGCAGUAAACAAUGAUGGAGAGAGGCUGGGACAUGGUUUCCAACUGAGACUCUCCACUCUGCCUUCCUGCUUGCCCUGCCCUACCCUCCUUUGUGUGCUGAGAUCUGCAAGAUCUUGUUCCUUCUCCUGGACUGCCAGGCCACUGAUGUGGGUGGCAAGGGCCAUCAGGAGGGUUAAAACUGCAGAGACCAGUGUGCAAGCCCCACAGAAAGGGAGCAACUGAGACCAGCUCUAGCUGGUUGUCACCCUGAAGGAGUGUGGGCCUGGUGUUGCCAGAUCUUCUGAUUUUUCAAAAGAAAGUAGAAUUCUGGA